This is a messenger RNA of Labrus mixtus (cuckoo wrasse), 759 nucleotides long. RefSeq names its product histone H2A-like. Bases 228 to 614 code for a protein of 128 amino acids. The transcript has a single exon. Gene Ontology annotation, molecular function: protein heterodimerization activity; DNA binding; structural constituent of chromatin. NCBI's taxonomy places the organism in Eukaryota, Metazoa, Chordata, Actinopteri, Labriformes, Labridae. The record is from RefSeq and is a predicted model, not a curated record. Gene Ontology annotation, cellular component: nucleosome.
ACCUUAUUCUUUGGCGUUUCUGUUUUCUUGUAUUUUGAAAAUCCCCCAGAAGCGAAUACGGAAAUUGCAUAAUAAAGUUCCGCUCCUGAUUGGACGAUACAACAUACGCUAGCUUUGACCAAUAACGUGUCAGCUAGGCGGAGCUGUAAGAAUAUAUAAGCAGAGAGUCGACGGUAAUGAAAUAAUUCACAUUUCUUCUCUUUACAGAAGAUAAAUUCAUAUUGAACAUGUCUGGAAGAGGAAAGACCGGCGGGAAGGCCAGGGCAAAGGCAAAGAGCCGGUCAUCUCGGGCCGGGCUUCAGUUCCCUGUCGGCCGGGUCCACAGGCUGCUGAGGAAGGGGAACUACGCUCAGCGUGUCGGCGCCGGAGCUCCCGUCUACCUGGCGGCGGUGCUUGAGUACCUGACGGCUGAGAUCCUGGAGCUGGCUGGAAACGCAGCCCGUGAUAACAAGAAGACCAGGAUCAUCCCCCGUCACCUGCAGCUGGCUGUUCGCAACGACGAGGAGCUCAACAAGCUCAUGACUAACGUCACCAUCGCUCAGGGCGGUGUGCUGCCCAACAUCCAGGCUGUCCUGCUGCCGAAGAAGGCCGAGAAAGCUGCCAAGGCCAAAUAAGUCGUCAUUCAACGCAACACCACAAAGGCUCUUUUAAGAGCCACACACACACCCUAUCGAGUUUCUUCCUGUUAGUGUGAAAAUUAGGUAGUCAGUAAAAAACAAGUGUCUUCAAAUCAGAUUUUAAAAUACUUUCGGGGCUGAC